Penicillium macrosclerotiorum is the source of this 864-nucleotide messenger RNA. Its product is annotated as formyltetrahydrofolate deformylase. The coding region runs from base 1 to 864 and encodes 287 amino acids. Lineage: Eukaryota; Fungi; Ascomycota; Eurotiomycetes; Eurotiales; Aspergillaceae. The transcript has a single exon. The record is from RefSeq and is a predicted model, not a curated record. Gene Ontology annotation, molecular function: formyltetrahydrofolate deformylase activity. Gene Ontology annotation, biological process: 'de novo' IMP biosynthetic process.
AUGGCUUCCAGCUUCAUCCUCACCCUCUCGGGCCCCGACCGCCCCGGAAUUGUCCACGCCGUCACGGCCUUCCUCGUCCAGCACAACCUCAAUAUAGUUGAUUCCUCCCAAUUCGGUGAUGCCACCUCCAAGCGCUUCUUCAUGCGCGUGCGCUUUGCGCCGGCAGCCGAAAGUACCGAGGAGCCGGAGUUGGAAAAGCUGUGCGCUGCAUUCGAGUCCACUGCGCAGUCCUUUUCUAUGGACUUCGAGAUCCACCCCACCACCCAGAAGCCCCGCGUGCUGAUCAUGGUCUCCAAGAUUGGCCACUGCCUUAACGACCUGCUCUUCCGCCAGUCUACCGGACAGCUGAACAUUGAGGUGCCUCUGAUCAUCUCCAACCACCCCGACUUCGCGACCCUCGCUGCGACCUACAACAUCCCUUUCCACCACCUUCCCGUCACCGCUGACACCAAGGCGCAGCAGGAGGCUCAGAUCCUGGAGCUGGUGCGCGAGCACAAUAUCGAUCUUAUUGUCCUAGCCCGCUACAUGCAGGUUUUGUCACCGACUCUGUGUGAGGCCAUGUCUGGCCGUAUCAUCAACAUCCACCACAGCUUCUUGCCUUCUUUCAAAGGUGCCAAGCCCUACCACCAGGCUUAUGACCGUGGCGUCAAGAUUAUUGGAGCCACCGCCCACUUUGUCACCAGUGACCUUGAUGAAGGCCCCAUUAUUGAGCAAAAUGUCGUUCGGGUCAAUCACGGCAUGAGUCCCAAGGAGCUUACCCAUGCCGGAAGUAAUGUCGAGAGCAAUGUGCUGGCCACCGCGGUGAAGUUUGUCACUGAGCGGCGGGUACUGCUGAAUGGACACAAGACCGUUGUCUUUGACUAA